AUGAGAUCCAACAAAAGUUUGCUUCAAAAUAAAUUACAAAUAAUAUCAGAUUUCGAUCGAACCAUAACUACUUCAGAGUAUAACAAUAAACAAACCAUGAGUAGUGUUUUUGAAGCGUGUGAUAGUCUAUCAGAAGAUUACAAAGAAAAAGCGCGAACACUAUUGCAAAAAUAUCGACCAAUCGAAGAUAACACACAAAUGACAGUUGCACAAAAGUUACCAUUUAUUGAAGAAUGGUGGCAUCAAAGUGAACUUUUGUUGAAAGGCCUGUGUUUCCAGUAUGAAGAUAUUAUUAAAUCUAUCAAGAAAGCCGACCUUCAUCUUAGAGAUGGGAGUGCUGAAGCGUUUAACAAAUUAUUCAGCAAAAAAAUACCCAUUAUUGUAUUAUCUGCUGGUAUUGGUGAUGUUGUUGAACUGAUACUAAUGCAUGAAAAUUUGUUUACUGAUAAUGUAUCAGUAGUGUCAAAUUUUUUGAAAAUGUCCAAAGAUAAUAAUGGCUUAUCCACAAUUGAAGGAUUCAAAGGACAAAAACUCAUACACGUAUUCAACAAAAAUGAACAUGCAUACAUCGAUUCACAUAAAAAUGAUACACAUUUAAGUGGGAGAUCCAAUGUUAUUCUUUUAGGUGAUUCGUUAGGAGAUGCAAAUAUGGAUGGUGGUAUCCAAUACGAUACUGUACUACGUAUAGGAUUUUUAAACGCCGAUUUGAUGGAACACGAGGAUGGGUAUUUGCAGCAAUAUAAACUUGCUUUUGACAUAGUUUUGGUUCAAGAUCAAACUAUGGGAUUGCUAAAUUAUUUAUUGGAUGAAAUAAUCGGAGUAAAAUCAAUGCCGUCUAAUAAAAGAUAA
Molecule: messenger RNA, 849 nt
Organism: Macrosiphum euphorbiae (potato aphid)
Lineage: Eukaryota; Metazoa; Arthropoda; Insecta; Hemiptera; Aphididae
Source: the annotation of a GenBank genome assembly